This is a messenger RNA of Poecilia latipinna (sailfin molly), 1905 nucleotides long. Its product is annotated as protocadherin alpha-5-like. Gene Ontology annotation, biological process: homophilic cell-cell adhesion. NCBI's taxonomy places the organism in Eukaryota, Metazoa, Chordata, Actinopteri, Cyprinodontiformes, Poeciliidae. The transcript is spliced from 4 exons. The coding region runs from base 1 to 1905 and encodes 634 amino acids. Gene Ontology annotation, molecular function: calcium ion binding. Gene Ontology annotation, cellular component: plasma membrane. The record is from RefSeq and is a predicted model, not a curated record.
AUGGCGAUGAAAACCUUAGACUUUGAAGCUCUGAAAACUUUCCAUUUCCAAGUUGUCGCAAAGGAUUCUGGGACUCCGUCACUCAGCAGCAACGUCACAGUGAACGUGUUCAUUCUGGAUCAGAACGACAACGCUCCAGUCAUCCUGUAUCCACUCAGCUCCAAUGGUUCUGCUGAAGGUGUGGAGGAGAUUCCACGCAACGUGAACGCAGGACACUUGGUGACUAAAGUCAGAGCCUAUGACGCUGAUAUAGGAUAUAAUGGCUGGUUGCUGUUUUCACUGCAGGAAGUUUCUGACCACAGUCUGUUUGGUUUGGACCGCUACACAGGACAGAUCAGAACACUUCGCUCAUUCACAGAGACAGACGAGGCUGAGCAUAAACUGGUCAUACUGGUGAAGGAUAAUGGCAACGUUUCACUUUCAGCAACAGCUACUGUGAUUGUCAAAUUAGUGGAGCCAAAAGAGGCUUUUGCAGCUUCUGAUGUUAGAAGUGCAGCACCACAGGAUGACGAGGAUAAUCAUGUGACUUUUUACCUGAUGAUCACUCUGGGAGCCGUUUCUGUUUUGUUUGUCAUCAGUAUCAUCGUACUGAUUGCAAUGCAGUGCUCCAAAUCCACAGACUAUACUUCUAAAUUUCUCCAAGAGACUAAUUAUGAUGGGACACUGUGUCACAGCAUCCAGUACAGAUCUGGAGACAAACGCUACAUGUUAGUUGGACCCAGAAUGAGUAUUGGAUCUACUAUAGUGCCUGGAAGUCAUGCAAAUACACUGGUGCUACCUGACAGGAGAAGAACAUCUGAAGAGCUGCGAUACUCACUACCAGAAGAACUGACAACGGGCGCUGCUGUUGGAAACAUUGCGAAAGAUUUGGGAUUGGAGCCAAGUGUUUUAAUUGACAGAGGAUUUCGCAUCGUCUCUGGAUCAAAGGAUUCACUUUUCCAGCUCAGUGACAACGGAGUCCUUCACAUCAGCCGAAAAAUAGACCGAGAGGAGGUGUGCGACCAGACUGCUAGCUGUAUUGUCAACAUUAAGACAGUUCUGGAGAAUCCCUUAGAGGUACAUUAUGUCACCAUCGAGUUCCAAGCUUUCGCCACUGAUUCUGGGACUCCGUCACUCAGCAGCAACGUCACAGUGAACGUGUUCAUUCUGGAUCAGAACGACAACGCUCCAGUCAUCCUGUAUCCACUCAGCUCCAAUGGUUCUGCUGACGUUGUGGAGGAAAUUCCACGCAACGUGAACGCAGGACACUUGGUGACUAAAGUCAGAGCCUAUGACGCUAAUAUAGGAUAUAAUGGCUGGUUGCUGUUUUCACUGCAGGAAGUUUCUGACCACAGUCUCUUUGGUUUGGACCGCUACACAGGACAGAUCAGAACACUUCGGUCAUUCACAGAGACAGAUGAGGCUGAGCAUAAACUGGUCAUACUGGUGAAGGAUAAUGGCAACGUUUCACUCUCAGCAACAGCUACUGUGAUUGUCAAACUCGUGGAGCCAAAAGAGGCUUUUGCGGCUUCUGAUGUUAAAAGUGCAGCAAAGGCUGAUGACGAUGAUCAUGUGACAUUUUACCUGAUGAUCACUCUGGGCGCAGUUUCAGUUCUGUUUAUCAUCAGUAUCAUCGUGCUGAUUGCAAUGCAGUGCUCCAAAUCCACAGACUAUACUUCUAAAUAUCUCCAAGAGACUAAUUAUGAUGGGACACUGUGUCACAGCAUCCAGUACAGAUCUGGAGAUAAACGCUACAUGUUAGUUGGACCCAGAAUGAGUAUUGGAUCUACUAUAGUACCUGGAAGUCAUGCAAACACACUAGUGCUACCUGACAGGAGGAGAACAGAAGAGACGAGCUUUUACUCAGGAGGAAAGGAUCUGAAGGUCGAACAGGAAUGCUCUCUGACGCAAACCCAGUUUGACUAA